AUGGUUGAUGAAGAUGUUACUGAAAAACAGCAGGUGAAGAAAGCCGAUGCAAAGGCAGAGGAAGCUGUUGCAGAGAAACAACAAGUGAUGAAAGAUCAGAAAAAGACGGCAAAAGAAGCCGAGGUGCCAAACACUAAGGUAAAAACUCAAACUGAAUCUUCUGAAAUGUUAGAUAAAUCUGAUCAUAAAACUGAUGAACAGUGCAAGAAAUGCAUGGAAACGUGCAAAGCUUGUACUGAAAAGGAUAACAAUCUGAGAUCCAGAGACAUUGAAUUUACUAAAAUUGAAAAGAUUUUCAAAGGAAAAUGUAAUGAAAUGCUAGAAAAUGAAAGAUUUUUGAAAGAAAAAGAAAAAGAGCUAACAGAGAAAUGUGAAAAUCUUGAAAAAGAAAACGAAGUUUUAAAACAAAAGUGUUUAGCCGAGUGCAACGAAUAUAUUUCAAAAGAUAAAACUAUACAAGAGUUGCAAAAAAAAACGAUGGAAUGA
Messenger RNA from Helianthus annuus (common sunflower), 486 nucleotides. RefSeq lists its product as uncharacterized. The transcript has a single exon. The record is from RefSeq and is a predicted model, not a curated record. NCBI's taxonomy places the organism in Eukaryota, Viridiplantae, Streptophyta, Magnoliopsida, Asterales, Asteraceae. The coding region runs from base 1 to 486 and encodes 161 amino acids.